Carya illinoinensis is the source of this 2556-nucleotide messenger RNA. RefSeq names its product probable rhamnogalacturonate lyase B. Lineage: Eukaryota; Viridiplantae; Streptophyta; Magnoliopsida; Fagales; Juglandaceae. The coding region runs from base 103 to 2304 and encodes 733 amino acids. The transcript has 14 exons. The record is from RefSeq and is a predicted model, not a curated record. Gene Ontology annotation, molecular function: carbohydrate binding; catalytic activity. Gene Ontology annotation, biological process: carbohydrate metabolic process.
UGGCGACAAAGAAAAGAUAAAUGAUUAUACGAAACAAACAAAACGAAAGCUUUGUCUCUAGUUCAAGGAAACUCGGCCUGAAAGAUCCUUAUCAGCCUUCACAUGUCUACAAUCUCUGAUUGGAGUGUCAAAAAGUUAAAGAUGUGCAGUCUUUACUUCUCCGAAUCCUCAUGGAUUUGGCAUUUGGCUUUCGGCAAUAUUAUGCUCUGUGUUCUACUGAAACUCACUACACAAACACAAGUACCAAAUUCAAAUUUUCAUCCUCCUGUAGAAGUUCCCGGAGAGAGUAAGGCAAACCUCAUGAGCAUGUCAUUCCCAGGGCUGCAAUUACAUAUCGAAGAUCAACAUGUGGUGAUGGACAACGGCAUACUGCAGGUCAACAUCUCAAAUCCAGAAGGAAUGGUUACGGGAAUUGAGUAUAAUGGCAUUGACAAUUUGCUCGAAAUUCUUAACGAGGAAUCUAACAGAGGAUACUGGGACCUUGUGUGGAAUGUUGCCGGAAGUACGGGAACGAAGGGCAUAUUUGACAGGAUGGAAGGAACCAGUUUUAAGGUAAUAGUGGAAAACGAAGAACAAGUAGAGCUCUCAUUUACUAGACUGUGGGAUCCUUCCAUGGAGGGGAAGCUCGUUCCCUUGAAUAUAGACAAAAGGUGCAUGCUUGUUCAAAUUGAUGUUGUUUUAUUAACAUUCAUUGGAGUCGGUCUCUUUCGGUUUUGUUUUUGUUUUGGUAGGUACAUAAUGCUUCGUGGUUCCUCGGGCUUCUACUCCUAUGCCAUUUAUGAGCACUUAGAGGAAUGGCCUGCUUUCAACAUUGAUAAUACCAGAAUAGCAUUCAAGCUUAGGGAAGACAUGUUUCAUUACAUGGCUAUAGCAGACAACAGGCAAAGAUUCAUGCCCCUGCCUGAAGACCGCCUACCUGACAGAGGCCAGGCCCUGGCCUACCCAGAGGCAGUCCUACUUGUUAAUCCCGUGGAGCCAGAUUUCAAAGGAGAGGUGGACGACAAGUACCAAUACGCUUGUGAGAACAAAGACAACAGGGUUCACGGGUGGAUAUCCAACAAUCCAAGCGUGGGAUUCUGGCAAAUCACAGCCAGCGAUGAAUUCCGAUCCGGUGGACCCCUCAAACAAUGCCUUACCUCCCACGUCGGUCCCACCACCCUCGCUAUAUUUCACAGCGUACACUAUUCAGGAGAGGAUCUGAUACUGAAAUUUGGACCUAACGAGCCGUGGAAGAAGGUUUUUGGCCCCGUUUUUAUUUAUCUUAAUUCUCUGACUGAUGGAGAUGACCCACUUUUGCUCUGGGAGGAUGCUAAGCAACAGAUGAUCUAUGAAGUUCAAACAUGGCCCUAUAGUUUUCCAGCUUCAGAGGACUUUCAAUCAGCAGAUCAACGGGGUAGUGUUUGCGGCAGACUCCUAAUCCAAGACAGGUAUAUUAGUGAAGAGAACGUGCCAGGAAAUUGUGCUUAUGUCGGAUUGGCACUCCCCGGGAAUGUUGGGUCCUGGCAAAGAGAAUGCAAGGGUUACCAAUUUUGGACCAGAGCUGAUGAGGAUGGCUAUUUCUCUAUUAACAAUAUACGCACUGGGGACUAUAAUCUUUAUGCAUGGGUUCCCGGUGUCAUUGGUGAUUACCAAUACGAUGCUGUCAUUACCAUAGAUUCAGGUUGUGAGAUUGAUGUGGGCGAUGUUGUUUAUGAACCUCCAAGAGACGGGCCAACGUUGUGGGAAAUAGGCAUCCCAGAUCGCUCUGCAGCUGAAUUCUAUGUCCCCGAUCCUGAUCCAAAGUUAAUCAAUAAACUUUAUGUCAACCAUCCUGAUAAAUUUAGGCAAUAUGGAUUAUGGGAAAGAUAUUCACAACUGUAUCCUGAUGGAGACUUGGUAUACACAAUUGGGACAUGCCACUAUGGAAAAGAUUGGUUCUUUGCUCAAGUGACCAGGAAGACAGUUAAUAACACAUAUGAAGGAACUACUUGGCAAAUUAGGUUCAAACUCGGCGUGGCCGAUGAGAGUGGAACCUAUAAAUUACGAUUAGCUCUUGCAACUGCACAUGCUUCCGAGUUGCAAGUUCGGAUUAAUGAUCCGAAGGCAGAUCCUCCUCUAUUUUCCAGUGGAGUAAUUGGGAAGGACAAUACCAUUGCGAGGCAUGGGAUUCAUGGACUUUACCGGCUGUACAAUGUGGACGUACCAGGCACUCAGAUACUUGAAGGAGAUAAUACUAUUUUUCUUACACAAACUGAAGGCAGUAAUCCUUUCCAGGGAGUCAUGUAUGACUACAUUCGUUUUGAAGGUCCCGAGAAAAUAAUCUAACUUCACCAGUAUGCAUACAUGGCAGAUGGUAUUUCUGCUUUCUAUUCAUUUUGGCUGCGAAAUUGAAUCGACCAAGUUUACUCAUGAAUUAGUAACAUUUGUAUGCCAUCCAACUUCGGUUGUAGAUAUUUGUUUAGAGAGGUUUAAAGUCUACAAAAAUAAUUAUAAAAACAUAUCUAUAAACUAGAGUGAUUUCGUGUAAUACGUCGAAUUAUAAAAUUGUUUUUAUUAUCAAAUAUAUUUAACUUGAUA